AUGGAAAACAAAGUAUUCUAUAUCAAAUAUCUUGACAAUCAGUCAGUGGAAAUCGAAACUCACUUCAAUGGAGGAGACGUGGAAAGGAGAACCCCAAUUGAUAGUGUUUCGAAACUAAUUGCAGCUUACAAGACUGCCACCACUCCCCUCCUUGACAAUGUCCCUGUUGACGAGCUCACUCUCCAUUAUGUGGUGAAUGGUCCAGCCAUUGCUGGGAAUACUCUAUUAACCUCCAUUCAAAAUCAUAUUGGUUCUUACGAACAUUCAUUAAUCAUUAAAUCCAAGAGUGGUAUUGAUGCAAGAACCACUUCACUCAUCAACACUACCGCUAUUGCUUCAGAUCCAAUGCAACUUGAUUUGUUCUUGCCCUGCCCAAUCCCCUUUUACAACAACAUAUGCAACGCUGUUGAACAGGAUACAUGGCUUUUGUUUGAACAAGAGAUUCCCUCAUCUACGUUGAAACGACUCUUUAUUCGGGACAGUUAUAAAUCCAUUGCAUCAAACAUCAAGCCCGGCAUCAACAAAACAAUCAUCACAGGAACUCCUGGCAUUGGCAAGUCUUUAUUUCUCAUCUACUUAUUGUGGAAGUUGAUCAAGCAAGGAAAACGAGUGCUAUUCAUUUAUCAUCCAGACACUAUCUAUUACGAUGGUCAAGGCGGUGUGUUUGAGUUAACUAGUCUACCAUCAGUUGUUGACCACACAUUUUGGGCAUCUGACUUGUGGUGUUUGUUUGACGCCAAAGGCAAAAACGCAGCAUAUCUAGAUGCACUUCCCUAUGAAAGGUGUUCAUUUGUGGUGUCGACCUCGCCAAAACGAGAACUAACCAACAACUUUAAAAAAUCCCUUCCCCUUCAGAUCUUUUACAUGCCAUUAUGGACUAAACCAGAAUUGGAAGCCAUUGCACUCGAUUUUGCCAUUGAUAUUGACUGGCGCCAUCGCUUCAAAGUCCUUGGUGGAAUCCCUCGACGUGUCUUGGAAGAUACAAGUGGUGAUCCAGUAGAAUUACUUCAAAAUGUAUGUAGGCAAUGCGAGCUUGAUGGCUGUAUCAAAGAGAUUGACACAUGA
Batrachochytrium dendrobatidis JAM81 is the source of this 1065-nucleotide messenger RNA. RefSeq lists its product as uncharacterized. The record is from RefSeq and is a predicted model, not a curated record. NCBI's taxonomy places the organism in Eukaryota, Fungi, Chytridiomycota, Chytridiomycetes, Rhizophydiales. The coding region runs from base 1 to 1065 and encodes 354 amino acids. The transcript has a single exon.